UUUCUGUUACCAACAACACAGAAUGUAUGAAGCUACUGGAGGAAAUCAAAUGUGCACACUGCUCACCACAUGCUCAGAAUCUAUUCCAUUCACCUGAGAAAGGGGAAACAUCUGAAAGAGAACUAGUUCUUCCCUACCUGUGCAAAGACUAUUGUAAAGAAUUCUUUUAUACUUGCAGAGGUCACAUACCAGGUUUUCUCCAAACAACAGCUGAUGAGUUUUGCUUUUACUAUGCAAGAAAAGAUGGUGGCUUGUGCUUUCCAGAUUUCCCAAGAAAACAAGUGCGAGGCCCAGCUUCUAACUAUUUGGACCAGAUGGAAGAAUAUGACAAAGUUGAAGAGAUCAGCAGAAAACAUAAGCACAACUGCUUCUGUAUUCAAGAGGUUGUGAGUGGGUUGAGACAGCCUGUUGGAGCAGUGCAUUGUGGGGAUGGAUCUCAUCGUCUCUUUAUCCUUGAAAAGGAGGGAUACGUGAAGAUUUUCACUCCUGAGGGGGAGAUAAUGAAGGAACUUUUUCUGGACAUACACAAGCUUGUUCAAAGUGGAAUAAAGGUGGAGGUCUAACAGGUCUCAGCAAGUGGAAGAUGUGGCCCUCUCUAACGCUACGGACAUCCAAAAUUGAUGGGGAGGUCCUGAAUAUCUCAAGGUAUCCAUAAAAGACAAGAGCUGUCCCUCAGCAUGCCCAGUUCUUCAAAAAACGUCCCUUAUAUGCAACUCCUUCAGAUGUCUCAUUCCCUUGGGAGCACCACAUGCAAAUUGGGUCACAGUUCCCCCUUUUAAAGGAAUUUAAAGAUUCAGAACAGAAAAACCUUGAGAAUUUCUCCAUAAUGCCACAGAGCCAUUUUCCUCUAGCUCUCCCACCACUCUCUCUCAGAACCUGUGAGGCCCCCUUCUUCACACAGAGGAACUUCAAUUGGGUUUGGGAGAGGACCAACUCCCUUCCUCUGACAGAUUAUUGGCUAAAUCAUCAGGUUUUCCACUCAUUUUAUCCCCUCUGCAGUUAAAAUGGGAGAGG
Molecule: messenger RNA, 1014 nt
Organism: Alligator sinensis (Chinese alligator)
Lineage: Eukaryota; Metazoa; Chordata; Crocodylia; Alligatoridae
Product: hedgehog-interacting protein-like
Exons: 4
Coding region: 27-563 (178 amino acids)
Source: RefSeq, a predicted model, not a curated record